AGAAUCCACCAAAGGAUCACUCCAGAGGAGUUUGCAGGCAGGGUGGAGGGAACAAAAUUGGCCAAUUUCUUCUCCAGCUGCCUGAAGGCAAAAGAAAUAUUUCUGCUGCCUCAUUCAGUUCUCUAACCUACUUCAGCUGCUCCUCUCUCUCGGAAGCUGUCAACGAGCAGGGAGGCUCUACUCAUUCCUCUAUUCCAGGCAUGAUCAGCGGAGCGUUUUGCAGGACAAAUUUAUCAGGUCUUUCAAAAUUAGCCUAUCAAAGAAAUGAUGAUGAUGAGGAAGAAGCUGCUCGAGAGCGGCGCAGGCGGGCCCGUCAAGAAAGACUGCGGCAAAAAGAAGAGGAUGACUUAGGGCAAGGAACUGAGAAACCUGAAGCUAAUGCCCAAAAUAACAUUGCAGAAGGAGAGUCCAAAAUUACCACAACAGUGACCACUGUUACGACUACUCAAGGUGAUGGAGAUGAUGACUCUCUGUUUCUGGAGAGGAUGGCACGGAGAGAGGAAAGACGUCAAAAGCGUCUUCAAGAAGCACUGGAGCGCCAAAAGGAACUUGACCCAACCGUUACUGAUGAGAGCGUGUCCUUCACAAGCAGAAAAAUGGUGAAUAAUGUGGAAGAAAAUGAAACCCCAGGAAAGGAAGAAAAAGUAGAAACCCACAGAAGACGCUAUGAAGUGGAGGAAACAGAAACCAUCACUAAAUCAUACCAGAGGAACAACUUGGGGCAGGAUGAGGAAGAUGAGAAGAAAGAUGAGAAAACCAAAGAGGAGGUGGAAGACCAGAAACCAAAGCCACAAGCCCCAGAGGAGAAUCAGGUAGAAGUAACAGUAGAGAAGGAGAAUGUAGACAAUGAAGAGGAAUCUGCAGUGUUGGAGGGAAAGCAUCUUGAGGUAAAUGCAGAGGAGGACAAAUUAGAGAAUGACACCCAUGUUCUUGCCGGUUCAGAGGAGGUCAUCAGCAUUACAGUAGCCAUAGAUAAAAAGAAGGAGGAAGACAAUGAGGCAGAAAUGAAGCAGAAACAAAUUGAGGAGAAGGAAAGGCUUGAGAGGGAGGAAAUGGAGAGAGCCCAAGCUGAGGAACAGAGGAAAGCAGAGGAGGAAAGAGAGAGGCUGGAAGCUGAGAAAAGGGAAGCUGAGGAGAAAGCAAGGCUAGAGGCAGAAGAGCGGGAGAGAGUGAAGGCUGAGGAACAGCGGAAGGCUGAGGAGGAGAGAAAGAGGAAGGAGGAGGAAGAGGCGGAGAAGAAAAGAGCUGCCCAGGAGAAAGAGAGACGUGAAGCUGAGGAGAGGGAGAGGAGGAAGGCAGCCGAAGAGAAAAAAGCAGCUGAGGAACGAGAGAGGGCUAAGGAGAAGGAAAAGAGGGAGGCAGAGGAGAGGGCCAAAGCUGAGGCUAAAAGGGCAGCUGAGGAAAAGGCUAAACUAGAAGAGGAGAGGUUAAAGGCCAGACAAAAGUCUGAGGAGAAAAAGGUAGACCAGCUGAAAGGCAAGAAGGGGGAUGAGAAGAAAAUAGAAGAGAAGCAGGUAAAAGAGAAGAAACUCCAAGAGGAGAACAUCACAGCAGCUUCCCUCAGGAAACAGGGGGAAGAAAAUAAAGUGGAAGCUAAAAGGGAAAAGCUACAAGACAAGAAGCUUCAGCCAGCCUUCAGAAAAGAGGAGAUGAAAGAUAACAAACUGAACAGAGACAAAAUGCCCAAAGAAGAGGUGAAGUCUAUCUGGGAUCGCAAGAAGGGAAUUCCAGAUUCAAAGCCACAAAAUGGGGAAUGCUUCCAAGAACUCCCUGCUCAUAAGCUGAAGCACACAGAGCAUGCUUUUAGCCGACCGGGGUCCAAAACCGCGCCUGGGUCCGAGGGUGCCAAGCCCCAGGCAGAAGCUGGCAAGAGGGUGGAGGAGUUACGCCGCCGGCGGGGUGAAAAUGAGAGUGAAGAAUUUGAGAAGCUGAAGCAGAAACAACAAGAGGCAGCUGUGGAAUUGGAGGAGUUGAAGAAGAAGCGCGAAGAACGGAGGAAGAUUCUGGAAGACGAAGAACAGAGAAGGAAGAAAGACGAGGCAGAGAGGAAAGCUCGGGAAGAGGAGGAGAAGAGGCGGCUGAAAGAAGAAAUUGAGAGAAGAAGGGCAGAAGCUGCUGAGAAACGCCAGAAGAUACCAGAUGAAGCACAGGGUGAUGAUAAGAAGCCUUUCAAAUGCUUCACUCCAAAAGGUUCUGCUCUCAAGAUAGAAGAGCGUGCAGAGUUCUUGAACAAAUCCGCCCAGAAGAGUGGCAUGAAACCUACUCACACAACUCCAGUUGUCUCCAAGAUAGACAGUAGGCUGGAACAAUAUACCAGUGCAAUUGAGGGCACCAAAGCUGCAAAGGCCACCAAGCCAGCUGCUUCUGACCUCCCAGUCCCUGCUGAAGGAGUUCGUAACAUCAAGAGUAUGUGGGAGAAAGGCAAUGUGUUUUCAUCACCCUCUGGCAUGGGGACACCCAAUAAGGAAACAGCUGGGCUGAAGGUCGGAGUCUCCAGUCGUAUCAACGAAUGGUUAACUAAGACCCCAGAAAGCAACAAAUUGUCUGCUUCAAAACCAUCAGACUUACGACCUGGAGAUGUAUCUAGCAAACGCAACCUUUGGGAAAAGCAGUCAGUUGAAAAGACCACUUCUCCUUCAAAGAAUCAGGUCACAGCAACAGGAAGGAAGUUGGAGACCAAUGCAGGUUUGAGACAAUUUGAAAAGGAGCCUUAAGGAAGCCACCAAUUACGCUGGACCAACUUGGUUUUCAAAACAGAAGUGCUAAAUUUGUCCUUUUCUUUUUAUAUAUAUUUAUGUUUGUUUGUUUUUGUUGGGUUUUGAGGGGGGGUUGGCUACAUUAUCCCAGUUUUUAAGGAAACCAUGUAUAUUAGCACUGUAUUUAAUAAUCAGUCUUAAACAUUUGUCUUAAUAGUAGUGCCUUGUAAUGAGAGCCUUAUUCCUCAAAGAAAUCCAUGCUGUGAAUGAGAGACACUUCUACUGAUUAGUCCUAACAAACUGUGCGUCCAGACUAGAACCAUUCGACCUGCAGGAGAGGGACAUCUACUGUGCACACCUUCCACGUGUGGGUCCUAUCCCAAAUAGGUGAGGCAAACAGAGGGCCAGGAUAGGAGGAACACAGGCUGGGUCAUUCACAAGCAAAGCACUUGAUCAGUGGCCGCUCAAGGGUCAAGGCAGAGUCAACCUCUUUGCUACUAUUGACUUAUUGUUGACUUGUUGAGUGUAGAAAGGUUUGGUAUAAUUCCCUGUUAAGAGUCUCCUAUGCAAGCCUAUCGUGAUCUACAGGACACUGUAUGAUCGGUACACCAUCCUUGGUGGUUCACCACUUUUGAAGGAAUGGUGGAGUUCUCUCCCUUUGCUCUCCAGCAUCAUGUUGCAGCUUAAGAGGAGAUGCCACAUGUUUUGCUGCUGGAGUGCCUAAGCCAUCACUAAUGUUUUGCUUGGGACAUGCCUGGUAAGUGGAGGGCAUCCUCUCCUUCCAUAAGGUCAUGUGCAGAGCAAAGGAGUCUUACUUUCCACGAAAGGAAUACCAUUGGGGAGAUGCAAGAAAUGGGGCUCCAUGGAUCCCACACAAAUAUCCUUCUUUUACCUAGGUGGAAUGAGCCCCAUUUUUUUUCCUUUCAGCACUUUAGAGUGAGGCAUGGAAGAAACAUGCUGAGUCGACCAUUUCCCUCCAUAAUUAGCCCAUGACAAAUUAGUGUCAAGUCAACACAACUUUUGUAGUUUUAAGUAGCAUUUUCCCUCUCUCCUUUGGUAAGUUAUAGUUAAUACCCUGAAUUUGGACAAUUGCAAUCAACAGUGGUACUGAUAAUGUUUCUCUCUCUCGUUUGUUUUUUUAAAUUAGUUACAGUUUUAGAAUAUAUACGUUUCGCUUUUCUAAAUGUAAGUAUAAGGCACUACUAAUGAUAGAAGGCUUUUAAUACUUAUUUACUACAUUUAGCUAUAAACUUACAUAACUAGCCAAUAUCACAACUUUUUUUAAAAAAAAAAAUGCACACCUUUUAUAUUAAUAUUCCAUAAUUGCCAUUAGGCACAUGGCAAGAGAAGUAUUAGAUUUUUUUUAAAAAAAAUAAGAUGCCUUUUAAGGGGCAGUUAAAAUUAUAGUUUUAAACAGGGAAGAAAAAAAGUUUUAGGUCAUAGGUCACGUGUAUAAAGCAAUAUAGCUAAUUUAUAUAGAACUACCAUAAUUACCACACAAGACAUACAUGCACAUGCGCUGUUGGUAAUACUUCUUUCCACCUUAUUGCACACUGAAUUUGCUCUUUAUCAGGUCUGUAUACAUUUCUCACAUUCUCGCUUUAGAAAACAGAAAGGUCACAAUCCCUCCCAUUGCCGUACAAUUCUGCGCACGAGUCACCCUUGGUCCUAGGUGUGCUGGCAGAGGCAGCCCAGGGUCACUUGUAUCCCACCUGGUACCUUCCAGAUGCAUUGGGAAUCUCAGGAGUUGUAAUCCCAACACAUCUGGAAAAUGUCAGGUUGGGAAGGGCUCUCCAGCCUUCUCCCUCCCUCCUCCAGAAGUCCACAUGUCCACAUCCCUUGUGCUAGAGAGCAAGCGCCUGCUGAAGUCCAGGCAGUGAGAAAGGAGGCUUCUGUAGAGUCCAGAAGCAUCCCCAGAGAAGGUUAUCUAUUGUGUCUCAGUCCCUCCACCCACAUGGUCUCUAUUUUAACAGCCAUAUUAUUUGACCUGUAUAUAGUAACUGCAAAAGUCUUUUUUUAAAAAACAAGUUUGAAUUUACAAAUUACACGAUGAUAGGCUUUUACACUCAUACAUUGGGGUGGAGUGAAGUGAAUACAGUUGAGUUUUAUUUAGAAUUUAUAGCCCACCUCAGAUGCCAUGAUAGCUUGAGUAUGGUUAAUUUCUUUAUUCAGGUUUACAUUUUUAUUGCAUCUGUUUGUCCUUUUUAGUUUUUUUUAAGGGGUUAAGAUGGAGUAGCAGUAUCCAAGACAGCUCCAUUGCUUUUGUGAAUCAUCAAGUUUACAUAUGAAUUUCACUGGGGCUUACAGGAUGGAUCAGAAUCAUAGAAGAAACAACCUUGGAUCUGUCUGUGGUUUGGCUGUUUGUUUUUUAAUACAGUUUGGAAUCCUUACAUCUGAAUACCUACCAUAAACUAGUAUGCUGAAUUUGUAAUUCACAAUAAAUGGAGUUUUUCUGCCAGA
This is a messenger RNA of Python bivittatus (Burmese python), 5156 nucleotides long. It is a transcript of the gene CALD1, whose product is annotated as caldesmon 1. The record is from RefSeq and is a predicted model, not a curated record. Gene Ontology annotation, cellular component: actin cytoskeleton. Lineage: Eukaryota; Metazoa; Chordata; Lepidosauria; Squamata; Pythonidae. Gene Ontology annotation, molecular function: myosin binding; calmodulin binding; actin binding. Gene Ontology annotation, biological process: angiogenesis; actin filament bundle assembly; muscle contraction.